AUGUCUCAAGAUGAUACUCGUACUUCAGAGGUACCCAACGCAAUUGAUGAAAUCAUGAAGAAAAUUGGAAAUGCAGGUCUCUAUCAAAAAAGAUUCAACAUCGCCUUUAAUUUGAUCCUGUCAUUUUUGGCCGCCAUGCCCUAUUUGAACCUGUAUAUAAGUCUAGCUACACCUGAUCAUUGGUGUCACGUGCCAGGACGUGAAAAUACCAACUAUACCAUCAAUGAUUGGAAAAAUUUAACAAUUCCAAAAGAAGUAGAUUCGAAAGGUCUUCUUAGUUAUUCAAAAUGCAAAAGGUAUGACACCUGGAAUACCACCAGUAAUAAAAACGAAGUAAAAUGUGAUAAUGGAUGGGAUUACGAUCACACCUGGUAUGAUCAAACAGCACCAACCCAAAACAACUGGGUGUGUGACAAUGACAUGGUACCCUCUGAUACCAUAGCCCUAGGAUUUGUUGGAGAACUUGUUGGUACCAUGAUAAUGGGACACGUGGCUGAUAACUAUGGAAGAAUGCCAAUAUUUUUCGCGUCUCUUAUAAUAGCAGUUUCCGGUCGGGUUAUGCUCACGUUAACAUCGGAAUGGGUCUAUGCUUUCCUCUUCUUCAGUUUCUUCAGUUCCCUGGUAAGCACAGCGUUGACCCAAGGACCAUUUGUUAUCGCCAUGGAAAUAUGCCGGCCUAAAGAUCGAGCGCUUGUUGGUGUGAUUGUGUGUUUCGGUACCAACAUGGGUCUAUCCACUAUUCCUCUCCUGAUGUGGUUGUUGCGUGACUGGGUACCAUUUAUAAUAGCAUCUACACUCCCAUGCGCUAUUUAUUUAUUCUCACGACCUUGGAUCAUUGAAUCACCACGUUGGUUAGCAUCAAAAGGGAGGCUAGAGGAUUGUAUCAAAGAGUUGUCUAAAGUGGCAAAAACCAACAAGACUGAAAUGCCCCCUAAUGCUGAGGCAAUGCUUAAGAAAUACUGUGAGCAAAAUGGUCAUGAUAAACAUCAAAGUGUGCUUGGUUUGAUUUCCAGUCCCCGAUUGGCUAAGAAUACUGUUCUUCUUAUAACUUGUUGGUGUAUUGUACAACAGAUUUAUGUUUCACUUACUAUCAAUGUUACCAAUCUUGAUGGUAACCCAUUUUUGAAUUAUCUCUUUCAAGCAUUGGCUGAGUUACCAGCUUAUGUGAUUGCCAAAUACCUUAGUGAUCGAUAUGGGAGGAGAUGCAAUACUUUCAUCAGUUUUACAUUAUCGUCUUUAUCUUGUUUUGCCAUCAUAUUUUUAAUCAAUGAUACUUCAAUGGCCCCCGUGAUAAAUUACAUUUGUAUCUUCAUGAAGUUCAGUGUAACUUUAGCUUACUUUUCAAUUAAUCUUCAAGCCCUGGAGAUUUAUCCAACUUGUAUCCGGCAAAUUGGUUGUGCAGUUGGAGGUCUCUUCGGAAGUGCUACCAAUAUUAUAGUUCCUUAUAUUAUAGCCCUCGGUGUUUCCGUAAAUGCUACACUCCCUUUUGUGAUAUAUUUAUUAUGUUCGAUUUUGGGAGCUAUUUGUUGUAUUUUCCUACCGGAAACGCAUGGCCAUGACCUGCCAGAAACCCUCGCUGAUGCAAAAUGUUUCGGAGCAGAUCAAGAUUUUUGGGGGCGGCCAAAAACACGUCGGAAUAUACCCGAUGGUGCGGAUAGACCUCUUACUGAACAAACUUAA
Molecule: messenger RNA, 1680 nt
Organism: Dalotia coriaria
Lineage: Eukaryota; Metazoa; Arthropoda; Insecta; Coleoptera; Staphylinidae
Product: organic cation transporter protein-like
Exons: 4
Coding region: 1-1680 (559 amino acids)
Biological process (GO): transmembrane transport
Cellular component (GO): membrane
Molecular function (GO): transmembrane transporter activity
Source: RefSeq, a predicted model, not a curated record